This is a messenger RNA of Seminavis robusta, 759 nucleotides long. NCBI's taxonomy places the organism in Eukaryota, Bacillariophyta, Bacillariophyceae, Naviculales, Naviculaceae. The record is from the annotation of a GenBank genome assembly.
AUGGCCCACAUCAUCCAAGACGACGGCUUUGACGGCGGCAAUGAGGAUGCCCGCCCACUCUAUGACGAUGGCACCAUGUUGGAUAUUAACUUUGGCAGCCUCCGGUUUUUGGUCGAAGGUGUGAUGGAGACGUUGCUCUUUGUGCAUCAUCGGCCACAGAACCGUCUCAUCCUUCGUUCCAGUUCCAGACAGUCCCAUUUCUCUGGUUAUAGCCCCGAAGAAGCAACACGGCUCAUGACGGACUUGUUUUCACAGUUGUCCACUGGCUUUCGCUUCGAAUCGAUUCGACUUACGAACUUUUCGUUUGAGAUUCCAAUUCGUUCCUUGGCACAGCUAGUACAGCAAUCCAAGUCCACGCUGCAACAUUUGGCUCUGACAGACAUGUUUCUGUCGGGGUUCGAGGAGGAAGCGUCGGUGCAAGCACUCCUUGCGGCUCUUAGCGAUUUGCCAAACCUUGAGACCGUUCAUUUGGUGGCAGGGGUUUCAAUCGGUCGCAACCCGGCAGCUUUGAGAGUUCUCUACAACAGAAUCGCUUGUGCGGUCGCAUCUCAAGCAAGGCAUCUUUCCAUUGACCUUGUAGAUCUGAUUGACCCCGCCGAAAUAAUGAGACAUUUUCCACCGUGGGCGUUCCUAGCACAAGACGGCAGUGAUAUCCUGGACGCCAUGCACGAAACAGAACUUGAGUUUGUUCGGCGCACUAGGAAGAGUGUUGGAACAACCAAAUAUUGUCCUAGAACAGUUGAAUCUCUCUCUCUUUGA